Prorocentrum cordatum is the source of this 741-nucleotide messenger RNA. The record is from the annotation of a GenBank genome assembly. NCBI's taxonomy places the organism in Eukaryota, Dinophyceae, Prorocentrales, Prorocentraceae.
AUGACUUCGAGCGAGAACAGCCUAUACGAUAAGUGCGAGCGCCUUACGCUCAUGCCAGCAGGCAGAUUCUUCAAGCUGGCCCCCUCUUGGGAGCAGACUCGCGUCUGGGCCAUCGACAUUCACAGGACCACCAUCUGGGAGGUGUGCCUGGACAUCAUCCGACAGCUGGCGGUGUCCGCGCUGGAAGCGAAGAAAUUCGCAAAGGUCACAGAGCUCGAUUUGGGCUCCACCAAGCAGCUUUCGUAUGAUCGGGCCAUCCCUGAAACUGCUGAGCCAGAGGAGGUACGCCCUUUGGCUGGCCUGGCCUGCCAGGCCUCCGCGGAGGCAGAUAAGACGCUCAUCAAGGACUCGCCGCAGGCGUUCGCGGUGUCAAAAAGCAAUGCUGGUCGCAAGGAAGAGUGUAAGGCUCUGUACAAGCCUGUUGUGCUGAGUAAUUGCGACCAGAUUCUGCCGUUCCUUUACCUCGGCGGCGUUGAUGCAGUGGUAGACACCGAGCGCGUUGUGGACCAGGGGAUUCGUGCAGUCGUCUGCUGCCUUCGGGACCUGGAGUUUCCUACGAGGGACUUCAGCAAUGAUCUCGAGUACUAUCGGGUGGACGUGGAGGACAUCAGCAGGGAGCCGAUCGACGCGGCGGUGGAUUCUUCCCCGAGGCCACCGCCUUCAUCCACUCCCGGGUGUCUCGCGAGCAGCCCGUGCUGGUCCACUGCCGCGCGGGCGUGUCCAGGAGCGCCUCGGUGGUGA